Molecule: messenger RNA, 753 nt
Organism: Theileria annulata
Lineage: Eukaryota; Apicomplexa; Aconoidasida; Piroplasmida; Theileriidae
Exons: 2
Coding region: 1-753 (250 amino acids)
Biological process (GO): DNA-templated transcription
Molecular function (GO): DNA-directed RNA polymerase activity; zinc ion binding; nucleic acid binding
Source: RefSeq, a predicted model, not a curated record
AUGGAUGAAUUGUAUGAAUCGUGUGAAAGAGGUGAAGAGAUAUUCAUAUCACCUCUUGACCCUUUGGUAUCGCAAGAGAUGGCCAAUAUCAACGUCAAUGAAGCUUCCGAUAUGGUCAACUAUCUUUACUCUGAAAGCCAAAUACAGUUUAAAGGCAAAUACAUUACCGAUUUUAAGUUCAAGUUAUCUUCAACUAAUUUUAAUGACACUGAUACAACCUGUUCAGAUGAUCAAGGUGUAGAACUAGGAUACGACUAUUUAGUAUCAAUGGGCUGUAGAAAUUGUGGUUCAUUUGUCGAUUUUAAUAAUACCCAUAUGUUCUUUGGCUUUGAGGAUUCAACCGAAGAUCAGCCAAAACAUAGACCAAAUAAGUUUUUAAGGUGUGAAAACUGCAAUUCAAUCAUCUCGCCAAUAUUUACAAAAAAUCAGUCCGAUUCUUUCUACAACAUAACAAAUAGAGAUGAACAAGAAGAUGAUAAAGUAUAUUUAUAUGGAAUGAGGAGUGCGUAUGUAUUUGAUGAUAACGAGAAGCAAUGGUGGAAGGAUUCAGUUUAUGGCUCUUACUCAAGUAACAAGUUGCUCCAGGCGAAAACUGCAAAUAAGUCAGGAAAACAAACUGUCAAGUACAACUGUGAAAAGUGUGGGCACGACACUCAUUUAUAUUCCACAUUCCAAGCAAGAUCUGCUGAUGAAGGAAUGUCAAUCAUGUACGAAUGUAUUAAGUGUAAAAACCGUGUUGUCAUCUCAACAUAG